GUGGCCGGUUUGAGAGUUGUGCUAAAGUGCGCCGCGGAGUGAUGACGUGUGCGCACCCGACGCACCUUCUCCACCGCCGCCGUAUACGUAUAACAGACUUUAUUUACCGGUUCAGUAUAUACCAACGGUUUGGUUUUAUUUGGUUUUCUCUUAGCUUAUUCAACUUUUUACUUGAGAAUUAGUUAGUUUGGUUGGAUCCGGUUUAGUAGUUUUUCGAUUUUGGAAAUAUAAGUAAACCAUAUAUUUUCAUUUAGAAACGGCCAGAAAAUCAAAGAAAUUCUAGGGCCUUUUUUCUGCCGUAGUCUCUCUAUUUUAUGCACAAUAUUUUUUUUCGAACGUGUGAAAUCGAUUAUUAGCGAUUAAUUAUGAUAUUACAGCAAUGAGAAUAUUACAAAGACAUUCUACAGCCGACAAAUCUAUCAAACUGUGAGAAUACACGUCUGACUGCACCACUCUGAGCCGUCCUAUGAGAUCCAUGUUCUAUGAUCUCCGGGUGUAGAAGCAAUUAAACCCUUAGUCAAACCAUUAGACCAAGAGAACUUCCACAGAGAUUGUCCCGGUUCUUCACGAACCGGUUUCUUCUGUUCUUGGCCAGAUUUCAUUCUCUGUACGGUUAACGAACCGACACUGGUUUCUCCAGCACAGAGACAUUAACGCUGUUCCAGACAUCGGUUCUUGUUGGUAAACCGGCAAUCCUCUCAGCAACCUCCAUGUCUUCAGGCAAAACAGAGCCGAAAACAGUGGGUUCAAUGCAUCAUGUCAUCAUCAAAAACAACAUGCUGAUUCUUCAAGAAAGCUGCGUAGAUUCAUCAGCCUCGCUUGUGGUCUACACUCCAGUGGAUCUACCAGCACUGAACAUGGCAAUGAGUGGUCAAGAUACAUCUUACAUCCCCAUUUUACCCUCUGGUUUUGCUGUUUUACCAGACGGAAACAGGAAUAAUCAACUUGCAGAAAUUAAAGCUGAAGGAAGAGGAAGUGGUGGUUCAUUGAUAACGGUUGGGUUUCAGAUAAUGGUGAGUAGUUUGCAGUCAGGGAAAUUGAAUAUGGAGUCAAAUGAAACAGUUAAUAACCUCAUCAGUUCCACUGUCCACCACAUUAAAACCGCCAUGAGUUGUCCUUCAACUGCGUGAGGACACCAUUAAACGCAAAGUUAUUAAGCACUUACUUUGCCUUCAAUGCCAGCAAAGAGUGUAAGAAAAUCAUUACUCUUCUGGUUAUAUGUCUCCACUUUUCACUCUCUUGUUCUGUUUUUGUUUUUGAAGUUUUUGUGUGUGUACGUUUGAAAUGGUAAAAUAUUUAGUGGGAGGUUGAGUCAAGAACGCACCAUGCUCUUUGUGUAUGGUUCGGGCAUUGACUUCUGUUUGUUUC
Messenger RNA from Raphanus sativus (radish), 1368 nucleotides. RefSeq names its product homeobox-leucine zipper protein HDG12-like. The record is from RefSeq and is a predicted model, not a curated record. NCBI's taxonomy places the organism in Eukaryota, Viridiplantae, Streptophyta, Magnoliopsida, Brassicales, Brassicaceae. The transcript has 3 exons. Bases 711 to 1130 code for a protein of 139 amino acids.